Molecule: messenger RNA, 4326 nt
Organism: Rotaria sp. Silwood1
Lineage: Eukaryota; Metazoa; Rotifera; Eurotatoria; Philodinida; Philodinidae
Source: the annotation of a GenBank genome assembly
AUGUCGACCACAACGUCAUCACAACGUAAUAUUAAAUCAAGAUUACCAACUAGUAAUAGUACAAAUAAUAUGGCAACAAAUGGAAAUGAAAUAAAAUCUACUCGUAAUGGCUUGAAAAAACCGUCAAGUGCAACGAAUAUUUCACAAAAUUACACAUCAUCCAGUACACUUAAUAAUCGUUCGAAAAAAUCUACAGCAUUAUCAAAUAAUUUUCAUCAAAAUAAACCCACAAAACCAGUUCCAAUUGAUAAAACAAAUAAUAAUAAUAAUAAUAAUAAUUAUCAUCAACAAAAUGGAUAUUAUUCUAAUAAAAAGUCUAUUCAUGGUAUGUCUCAUUCUCCGUCACCACCAUUUGUUUUUCAUGCUAUUGCACCAGCUCCGGUAUCAAAAGAAAUUAAUGAACAAAAGUGUGAUCAUGGAUCUAUGUCGGACACAAGUCGUCGUCGUAUAGCAAAUAUCCUUGCUCAUACUAGAAUAAAAACUAUGUCGAUUGCUGCAUCAACUUCAUCAGAUGAAGAAGGUGAAUCAAGUUUACAUCGUUCACAUAAUCAAUCAUCAUCUAUUGAUACAGAUGCACAUGAAUCAGAUCAUGAAAUUAAUAAUAAUAAUAAUAAACAAACAACAAAAAGUCGUCGUUUACAAAAAACUCGAAAAACAAGUUUAUCAACAACAACAAAUAAUAAUAAUAUUACUAUUAAUGGACAAUUAUCAAGAACAAAUGUACGUAAAGAUAGUCAACAGCAACGAUCAAGUUCAAAUGAUGAUGAUAAUAGUAAUAACAAUAGUACUAAUACUAAUAAUAAUAAUGAAAAAAAUAAUAUUAAUGAUGAUAAUAUUGUUAAUAAUAGACGAAGUAAAACAUAUUUACUAAAAAGACGUGAUCAUUUAGCUACAACAACCACAGAUGAUGACACAACAAAGCAUCGUCAUCGUUAUCAUCCAUUAGAUAUUCUUGAAUCAAAUGGAAAAAAAUUUCCAUGUGAACCAACGUGUUCAUCAUCAUCAAUACCAAUAGUACCAACACCAACAAAUCAAGCAACAACACGAAAGCCAAAUCGCUUUCAAAUUAAAUCUAUACGUAAAUCUCAACAACAACAAAUCUUAUUAGCAAACGCAGCUGCUGCUAAAUCAUCAAAUGAAGAUGAUGGUUCUGUACCUAAUGAUGGAAUAAAAACACCAUUUAAACCAUCAUUAAACGAACGAAAAAGUACAAUUACACCAACAACUGAUGGAGAAAAUUCAACAACAAAUACAGAUAAUGCUGUAAAUGGUUCUAGAUCAGCUGCUAAAUUAAUUGAAAAUGGCGGUGGAUAUCAUCGUGUUCGUUUUCUUCUAACACACCAUAAAAAAAUUGAAUCUGCUGCUGAAGAUGAAAGAUCAUCGGCUCCAACAAGUGCAUUACCAACAACAGCUCCUCCAUCAUCUACAGCUUCAGCACAAGGAGAGGAUGAAGAAGAAGAAGAGGCAGUUGCGAAAAGUCCUGAUAAUCGUUUUAUUAAAUAUGCUCAAGAAAUAGGACGUGGUGCUUUUAAAACUGUUUAUCGUGGUUUAGAUACAGAAACAAGUGUUGCUGUAGCUUGGUGUGAAUUACAAGAUUUUGCACAAUUCGAUAAACAUGAACGAGCUCGUUUUAAAGAGGAAGCUGAAAUGUUAAAAAAACUUCAACAUCAAAAUAUUGUACGUUUUUAUGAUUUUUGGGAAGAAACAAAUCCACGAACAAAUAAAAAAGUUAUUAUUCUUGUUACUGAAUUAAUGACAUCAGGCUCAUUAAAAGGGUAUAUUCGUAAUUUUAAAGGACAAAAAGAAGAAAAACGUAUUAAUGUUAUGAAAAAAUGGUGUCGUCAAAUACUUAAAGGUCUUGCCUAUUUACAUAGUCGUAAUCCACCUGUUAUACAUCGUGAUUUAAAAUGUGACAAUGUAUUUAUAUCAAGUACAACAGGUUGUGUUAAAAUAGGUGAUCUUGGUUUAGCAACAUUUAAAACACAAACAUUUGCUAAGAGUAUGCGUGGUACAAUGGAAUUUAUGGCACCAGAAAUGUUCGAUGAAAAAUAUGAUGAACUUGUUGAUAUAUAUUCAUUCGGUUUAUGUAUGUUAGAAAUGAUGACAGGUGAAUAUCCAUAUAUUGAAUGUAAAGGACCAACAGCUGUUAUAAAACGUGUUACAGCUGGUUUAAAACCUGAUUGCUAUUAUAAAGUUGAAAGUGAAGAUGUACGAGAAGUUAUUGAUUGUUGUAUACGUACAAAAAAAGAAGAACGUUUACCUGUACAUGAAUUAUUACAACAUUCUUUUUUUCUUGAUGAUAAUAGUUUACGUAUUGAUCUUGUACGAGAUUCAUCAAAUGAUUCAUUAGUUAUGACUACACAAGAUAAAAUUGAUUUAAAAUUAAAAAUUGUCGAUAAAGCUAAACGUAAAGCUUUAUUUGCCGAAAAUAAAGUAUCAUCAACAGCUUUUGAAGCUAUACGUUUUUCAUAUGAUUUAAAUUCUGAUACACCUGAAAAAAUAGCUGAUGAACUUAUUGCAAAAGAUUAUAUAUUCGAAGAUGAUAAAAAAUUUGUCAUACAAUCAAUUAAAGAUCGUAUACGAGCAUUAAAUUAUGAAAUACUUGAUCGACAAGCCGGUGUUUUUACUGGUCAUGGAAAACCAAUUAUUAACCAAACAUCACAAGCAUCAAUCACUAUACAAUCGCAACAACAGCAGCAACAACAACAGCAGCAACAGCAGCAGCAACAACAACAACAGCAGCAACAACAACAGCAACAACAACAACAGCAACAAACAACACAGUUAAUACCUAUACCUCCAACGACAACGUUUACUGCUGUUGCUACAGCAACACCUACAAUUAUUCAACAAACAACAGCUGAACAACAACAAGUAGUUAAACCAGCAGCAGAAGCUCCAUCAGUUAAACCAACUGUAGCAACAGACCCAAUACCAAUUGCUCAAGCACCUGAACUUAGCCCAAAUAUACCUGGUUCGGCAGGUAGUCUUGAAGUACUGGAAGCAGCAUUGAAAAAAACGUUCAAUAAAAUGAAUCCCUCUCAAGGUACUAAUACAACAUCGGCUGUUGUUAAUGAUACAAGUGAACCAUUAACAUCGUUGACCAAUCAAGAUGAUUCUUUGAUACCAAAAUCAGCAAGUAAUACUACUGUUAUUGUUGAACAACAACAACAGCACACAGAAGAACUUGGACUACCCAGUGCUAGUGAGCCCUCGACAAGUGUUUUACAAUCUUCUAUUCUACCUACGUCACAAACUCAAUCUCAACCCACCACAGCAUUAAUAAAUCAACAACCACCAAUCUUACAAAAUUCUCAUAUUUUAACUCAUUCUUCUCCAAAUUUUUCUUAUUCGGCAAUGCCUCCUUCUCAGCCCAUUAAUACUGCCAUUCCAAAUGAUACUAAUAAACAAAUCAUAUCUCCCACUCCUCCUCCUCCUCCUUCUCUUCCUGUUCUGCCCCCUUCUUCUUCUUCUACUUCAACGACGACGGAGACUAUUGAAAAUAGUCACACGUCUAUAUCACCUUCUCCGACACCUUUAUCUGUUCCAUAUACAGGUGAAGCAGUACAAUCAUCGAUUGCGUCAGAUACUCAACCACAAAUAUCGGGUAGUUUACAACAGCUUGAAGUUCUUCUUAUGAAUACAUUUAAAAAACCAACUAAACCAACUGGUACUGCUCAUAGUAGUGACGGUGAAACGACAAAUUCUAAUAUUCCAGCAACAUCAUCUAUAUCAGCAACAAAUAAUGAUGAUAAAAAUGAAAUUGAAUCAAUAACAAAUGAAUUAUCUAUAACAAUCGAUGAUAAAAAUCGUAAAUCUAUUGAUAUAUUUAAAAACGCAAAUUUAAUUCCUCAACAAACAGUUACAAUUCCACAAGUAUUAAAUGAAUCAACACAUUUUGAUCCUUUAAUAUCGACAGAUAAUGGUAAUUUACAAGAUUUAGAAACACUUCUUCAGAGUACAUUUCAAAAAUCUCCUAUUAUCAAUAAUGAUAAUAUAGGUACAUUAUCAACACAAAUCUCGACAACAAGUGAUGAUAUAUCUGAUUUAAAAUCUGCGAUUAUGAGUUUCAGUACAACAUUAUUAAAUAAAAUGAAUAUAAUUGAAACAAAAAUUGAUGAUCAUUGUUCUCAAACAAAAAAAACUAAUCAUAUAUUAACAAAUACAAUAUUACCAUCAUUACUUGAUUUAACUGAUAUUAUUGAAGAAAUAUCAUCAUCUAAUCUCGAUAUACGUGCAAGAACUAAACUUGAAAAUAUUCAAACACGUAUACGUACCACACAACAACAACAACAAACUGAAAUGAAAAAUUUAAUGGAUAUUUAA